Molecule: messenger RNA, 2166 nt
Organism: Anthostomella pinea
Lineage: Eukaryota; Fungi; Ascomycota; Sordariomycetes; Xylariales; Xylariaceae
Source: the annotation of a GenBank genome assembly
AUGGCUUUUCCACCAACUUCACAAUGCUGUCGAGCCGUCCGCCGUCACCUCCGACCACAGUACGAUAGCAUCUGGAUCCCCGACAGCUUACUCGCAACCGCUUUCGAACGAUACUGCGCUACGUCGCGAACAGCUGCCCGCUAUGGCUCGUCUUUACCCGGUCCAAUGGAGAAUAGGAGGCGGCUCGGAAAGAGGCAUAUGGGAGAGCUCAACUUUGGACAAACACACCCUUCUGCGCCGCUCUGGCAGUUGGAGAAUCUCGUCGACUUGACACAAUGGCAAUGGAAGUCGCCGACAUCACCCGACACCCGCGCUCGAGAUCGUGAGAAACAUGCACAGAAACGGACACUGGGCCACCGCGCCCUAGACUUGUUUCAUGGGCUUCUACUGCACAAUCCGAGGUCGAGUGCAGACGUAAUCAGGAGAUCACAAGAGCUCGACGGGACGUCCGUUUCCCAAGAACCCGUUUCAGGAGGCGUGGUCGGGGCUCAACAAGCUGUCUCGCUGGAUCGGAGUAGAGAAGCACCGGCAAAAGCAUUAUGGGUUGUCAAUGGUUUUCCAUUGGACUUUGUUGACACGGGCUUGGAACUCUUACUCGCUGACCUAUCCACUUCUUCGUCGGUAGAGACCAUGCCCAACGUUACGCGAGUCUGUGUUAGUUGGCAGCGCCUUUUGGCGGGAGGCCACGUUAGUGGCAAAGCUAUUUGCCCUACCUUGAAAGGUAUCAGAGAAGGCCUCGACAUGGGGACUUCUGCUGCCAAACCGAACUUGACGAUUGAAAAUCUCAAGAUGCGACUGUUCGAAGCGACAAUAGACGGCCUCUCCUCUAGGGAACGUGAAGAUCCCACACACUUCGACAACUAUGCUUGGACUGGCAUUCUUCACGAGUUAUCCCAACUUCGAAUGAACAAUAUCCGGGUCUUUGCAAGAGCUAUGGAGUGUAUCCCCCGCAAACACCUCGAGACACAGCUUCCAGGAAUUUCAGCCAACCUAGACACUUAUCUACGCGGCUUGGAACGAGCAACGGACGACUCAAGCCUGGUACGGCAGUCUACCAAGAUGGCCGAGGUCUUGAAGAGGACCGGGGUAUCUGACCUCCCCGACCUCCCCGACCUAUUGAGUGCUAUCGGACAGCAGGUGUUAUCGUAUGCCGGAUCUGACCAUCUUGACUACCCCCGGCUUCGUUUCGGAUGGUUGCUGCUUGUAGCAAAGCUGCCGAGUCGUGGAAAAGAGCACCUCGCCCAAGUAUGCGUUACGCUAGAGGCCGACCCUCGAUAUCGUCUUACCAAGACGGAAAUAUGUCGGCUCUUUCUAGCCUAUAUCCACACGCACACCCCUCUGAGGAAAGCCGCCUUUUUGUACAACAGGCUCCAUGAUGGCGACGCAACUAUCUAUCGGUCGCUUAGCAUUGGAUUCUGGGGCUCGGAUCAGUCCCACCACGUCAGGAGCUUUGCCGAGUUCCUCAUUCAUCUCGGUCGAGAACAUGAUAUCAUUGAGCUCGCGAAAGGGGUCCGGAAUGUUGUCCCGACCGAUCUCGCUUUGUUAGCGAACCUUGCGAUUGGCAUGGGCAAGCCCUUCCUAGCUAUCAAAUUUUUCUCUAUAUACGGGUAUAGCAAGAGGCACACUGACCCUCAAGGUUUCUGGCGGUCUUCUUACGCAACUCGAGCAAUAACCAGUCUGGCGAAUACUCACGCGUUCGACUACGAGAAACUCCUGGUCGCCCUAAAAAUAUGUCCAAGCCCGCCCACGAGACGUCGCGUUCGUACAGGUGACAGUCGUGGCGAGGCCGGUUCGAGGGGGCGGCGUCAACCGUAUAUUCUUAGGCAAGAGCAGAUCCUGAAAACCGCUAAAGCAGCAAUGAUAAUGGCACGUGCGCCGAACCUCACGAACAGGAACGCUUUUGCUCUCCUCUCGAAAUGUGUCAGAUAUCUUCGUGGCCACAACUCGGUUAUACACCCAGUGGUUCUGCGAUCUCUACUCCAUAACAUCACGAGAGAUCUAGCCGAGGGCCGACCGGGUAAGACUGCCCGGUUGCGAUGGUUUUUGUACCUACUGCGGAAAGAGGCUGGGACCGAUGAGAUGUUGCGCACUGGACUGGCCCUUAGACGGUGGCGGACAUUCAACUUCUACUUGGCCCGACAAGGCCAUGGGCAUGAGGGACGUUGA